This is a messenger RNA of Protopolystoma xenopodis, 3237 nucleotides long. The record is from the annotation of a GenBank genome assembly. NCBI's taxonomy places the organism in Eukaryota, Metazoa, Platyhelminthes, Monogenea, Polystomatidea, Polystomatidae.
AUGCACGUCUGUCUGUUGAUCGUGCAAGUCGGCGUCGCCGUUGGUGUCGGCCUCGCCGAAGGCGUAGAGCCGGGUCCGUACAGCUUGUCGGUGAGCGAGAACGCCAGCGUCGGCCUCGUGUUGGUCGAGGAUGUGCGGCGUCUGUUCGGUUUGUCGGCGCAGACUCGCCUAAAACUGGGGCCCGGCGCGCUCGGCCAGUUUGUCUCGUUGGACGCGGCGACGGGUCGAUUGCGGCUACGGCGAAGCGUCGACUUGGAGGCGCCGGCGGUCUGCGAGGCUGAGCCGUCCUGUUGCCCGCACGUCAACGGCGAGCCGCGUCGUCGUGACGACGUCUUUGAGACCGACACAAACGUCAACGUCGACGUCGACGUCAACGUCAACGUCGAGAUUGGCGCAUUUUACGGCCAAUCGGAGACGACGCCAGACUCGCCGGACUCGAUGGAGGGCGUCUGCCUGCUGGACGCCUUCCUAUUGGCCAGCGCGACCGGUACCGACCAGAUCCUGCCAUUCGCCAAAUUGCUCCUCGCCGUUCACGACGUCAACGACAACUCGCCGCGCUUCGCCGCGUCUGCCGACGAGGCCAAGCUCGAGUCCGGCGCCGACAAAAAGUCGGCGUCGGCGUGGGCGUCCGAGGCUGACGCGGUUGGCAACGGCGAGGGCGACGGCGAGGCGUUUGUGGUGGCGUUCUGGGAGGGGGCGGGCGGACUGGGCGUCCGGCGCGAGCUGCCGCUGGCGACAGACGCGGACUUUUCGCAUCGCAACCGAGUCGUCCGCUAUUGGCUGGAGGGCCGAACGGCGACGGCGACGGCGACGGCGACGGUUGGUCCGUUUCGAUUGGUCUUCCGGCCCGAGGGGUCUGUUGGUGCGGGUCUAUUUUUGGAGUUGGUUGAGGAGUUGGACCGCGAGCAGCGCGGCGAGUACCGACUGCGUCUGUUGGCGGAGGACGGCGGCGGUCGAAGGGCGAGUCUGGCGCUCGUCGUCCUCGUCCUCGACGUCAACGAGUACUCGCCCGUCUUCCAGCCCGUCUUCCCGCCCGACAACGGCGACGGCGACGGCGACGUCGGCAUUCGCCUCGUCCCGUCGCCGCCGGACGCCGCCGCCUCGAGUCCGGUCACGCCGCCGCGGCUCUACCAACUGCUCGUCUCCGAGGCGGUGCCGGUCGGCACCGAGUUGGCCCGGCUGAGUGCAGUCGACCGUGACGCGGCGCCAGCCAACCGGAUCGUCUACUCGCUCGGCCGCUGCCAACCGGCCGCCGCGGCCGCCGCCACCUUCCGUCUCGACGCCAGCACCGGCUCGCUCAGUCUCCGCGCGGGACUCGACUUUGAGCGCGUGUCACGCUUCCGUCUCAGCGUCGUCGCGACGGACGCCGUCGCCGUCGCCGAGCUCGAGUCCGCCGCCGUCCGGCUGGCGCUGGCGGACGCCGCGCGACCGUCGUCGGCCGAGCGCCACUCGACGACGUUGUUGCUCGACAUUCGCGUCGUCGACACCAACGACCACGCGCCCGAGAUCCGCUUCGACACCACCAGCCUCGCGCCAACCUCGCCGCCAACUUCAACAUCAACGGCGACGGCGACGGCGACGGCGACGGCGACGGUCGUCGAGGUUUGGGUGACGGAGAACGCGAGGCCCGAGACGUCGAUCGCCUUCUUCGACGUCGUCGACCGCGACUCGCCCGAGCACGGACGACCCCAAUGCCUCCUGACCAAUCACACGCGUCUCUUUCGGCUACACCGCCUCGCCGGACUCUACGCCGUCCAGACCGUCGCAGCGCUCGAUCGAGAGACGCAAGACCGCUAUCGUGUCGGCAUUCGUUGCCUCGACGACGGUCGUCCGACGCGACUGUCGACGGAGCGCAGUCUGCUGGUGCGUGUCGGCGACGAGAACGAUCUUCCGCCGCGGUUCGCGCACUCUCGCUUCGCCGUUCGCGUCGCCGAAAACAGUCCGCCGGGCACGCCGUUGCUCAUCGCCGGCCCCGUCGACCAACCCGUCUCGGUCGCCGCACACGACCCCGACCUCGACGACAGCCUCGCCUACCGACUCGAGGCGUCGCCGUGCUCCACUCAACCGCCCGUCAACGUCAACGCCAACGGCGACGGCGACGGCGACGGCGACGGCGACUAUCAACUGUUCGAGGUGGUGAUGCCGGGCGCGAUGUUGGUGACGCGCAGUCCGAUGGAUCGGGAGGUGCGUGCGACGCGUCGCUUUUGCGUGUGUGCCGACGACGGUCGACACACGAGCUGCGCCGAGGUGGUCGUCGACCUCGUCGACGUCAACGACAACGCGCCGCAUUUCGAGCAGGACACGUACACUUUGCGCAUCCCCGAGAACGAGAUGCGCUCCACGCCGCUCGUCUCGUUCCGCGCCAGCGACGCCGACAUCGGCAACCUCGGUUUCACCUACGACUUUGCCAACGUCGACGCGAACGUCGACGACGCCCUCGAGCCGACACGAGUCAGCGCCAACUAUCGUGACGAGAUGAUGCUGGUCCGGCGACAUUUCGGUUUCCGUGACAACCAUUUGCAUCUGUUGAAAGCGCUGGAUCGUGAGGCGAAAUCGCAUUUUCACUUUUUCGUCCAAGUCACCGAUUUCCAGACGCCCAUCUUCGCCACGCCGCCGCUCCUUCCGUCGUCGCCCGGCAACGUCAGUCUGGCCGGCGGCCCAGCGGACCGACGCCUCGGCCUGCGAUUGGGCGGCGUCAAUCUGACCGGCCUGGCUGAAGUGUUUGUCGACGUGCUCGACGUCAACGACAAUCAUCCCAUCUUCGUUUUUCCCAACGCGAGCGGGCCGCGCGGCAACGUGCUCAACGUCUCGUGCCACGAGACGAUGGGCACCAGCCUGGGUCGUGUCGAGGCGUACGACGCGGACCGUGGCGCCAACGGUACCAUCGUCUAUUCGCUGUUGAAGGGUCCGAAAGCGCCGGCCGGAUUGGUCCAUUUGGACCGACAAUCGGGCGAGUUGUUCGUGAACACGGGCCAAUUGGCCGAGGCUUGUGGUACCUCGCUCGGGCUGCUCGUCACCGCCGACGAUCGUGGCCCGGAAGAAGCGAAAAGGUCACGUGGUUGGUUGCGACCCGUCGAGAAGUUGCUUCUUCUGCUGCAGGAUCGGCCCGUCUUGGCGGUCGUCGAGGCCGGCGGCACGCUGGUGCGCGCCUCGACCAAUCAGCGCGCAGAGCUGGGACCCACCGGAGCCUCGUCUACUGCCGACACCGGAUUGGCCGGCUACUCGGGCUUCUCGGCC